Messenger RNA from Salvelinus fontinalis (brook trout), 3615 nucleotides. RefSeq names its product anoctamin-5-like. The record is from RefSeq and is a predicted model, not a curated record. Gene Ontology annotation, cellular component: plasma membrane. The coding region runs from base 191 to 2941 and encodes 916 amino acids. The transcript is spliced from 22 exons. NCBI's taxonomy places the organism in Eukaryota, Metazoa, Chordata, Actinopteri, Salmoniformes, Salmonidae. Gene Ontology annotation, molecular function: protein dimerization activity; chloride channel activity. Gene Ontology annotation, biological process: chloride transmembrane transport.
GACGUUGUGGGCUUGGUGAUGUAUCUUGAGAACAGUUUCAUUAUUCCUCGUGCGAAGGUAGCGGUACAUUUCCCUCUUAAAGUGAGUCCGUAGCCAAGGGCGUGGGCUGAGACGAACAGAGUGCCCUUGUACCCGCUCCACCCUCCUUGUUUUUACCGGGCCGACGGGCGACCCGCACGGGCUCGACAAGAUGAGUGACAUGAGUCGACUAACGGGAAAGAUUGGAGACGCAACUUUGAUAGAGAUGAGCCCGGAUUCACCCUGUGAUGAGGACAACAACGGCUACCACCACCAUCACCAUGACAUCGACCUUGACGAGUAUCCACACUCCCAACCUGACCCCUCAGAGGUCGACAAGCAUCAGCAGAGUAAGGACUCUGUGUUCUUCCGGGAUGGAAAGAAGAGGGUUGACUUCGUCCUGUCCUAUGUGGAUGACCGAGACGGAGAGAAGAAACAGGAGAGGCGGAGGGAAUAUGAGGCUAACCUACAGAAAGCAGGGCUGGAGCUGGAGACAGAGGAUAAAUCGGAGUCAGAUGACAGGAAGACGUACUUUGUGAAGAUCCACGCUCCAUGGGAGGUUUUGGCCACCUACGCCGAUGUCCUGAAGAUCAAGGUUCCCUUCAAGGAAAACGACAUCCCCGUUCACCAGGACAUUCCCAUGGAUUGGCUGUUCACUCCUUUCCGUCUACCGGAUCACAUUAUGAAUCCUGAACCGGACUAUUUCACCUCACCUUUCAACAAGGGAAAGAUUGACUUCUUCCUCAUCGAUGACAAGGAGACAUUCUUCCCUCCUUCCGUCCGCAAUAGGAUAGUGUACUACAUCCUAGCCCGUUGUCCCUACCACAAGACGGACAGAGAGGACAAGAAGGGCAUCAAGCGCCUGCUCAACAACGCCACCUACGGGUCUGCGUUCCCACUACAUGAUUCUCGAUACUGGAAGCCAUCCAGAGAUUCCAACAGUGAGAGUGAGAGAUUCAACCUCUACACACACUGGGCCCAGUUCCUCAGUUUCUUCAAAGAGCAGCCUCUCAACUUGAUACGGAAGUAUUACGGGGAGAAGAUUGGGAUCUACUUUGCCUGGCUGGGUUUCUACACUGAGAUGCUCUUCUUCGCUGCGGUAGUCGGCCUGAUCUGUUUUCUCUAUGGAUUGUUCACCUUCGAUGACAACGUCUGGAGUAAAGAAAUCUGUAGUGAGGAGAUUGGAGGCAACAUCAUCAUGUGUCCGCUGUGUGAUAAGAAAUGUGGCUACUGGAAACUCAACUCCACGUGUAACUCUUCCUGGCAAUCACAUAUGUUUGACAACGUGGGGACGGUGUUCUUUGCCAUAUUCAUGGGGAUUUGGGUGACUCUGUUCCUGGAGUUCUGGAAGCGUCGGCAGGCCCGUCUGGAGUACGAGUGGGACCUGGUGGACUUCGAGGAAGAGCAGCAACAGCUCCAGCUGCGACCAGAGUACGAGACCAAGUGUACCAGCCGCAGACUUAACCGCGUCACACAGGAGAUGGAGCCAUACUUACCCGUAACAUCUCAGUGUGCUCGUACAUUCCUGUCUGGAGCCACCGUCAUAUUCUGGAUCUCCCUGAUCAUAGCGUGUAUCAUCGGGGUGAUAGCGUACCGUCUGGCGGUGUACGCGGCGUUUGCUAGCAUCAUGAAGGACAGCCCCACCAACAACAUCCACAUGGUGGGCUCCCUCAUCACCCCUCAGCUCGCCACCUCUGUCACCGCUUCCUGCAUCAACUUCGUCAUAAUCAUGAUCCUCAAUCUGAUGUAUGAGAGAGUGGCCAUCUGGAUCACUGACAUGGAGAUUCCCAAGACGCACCUGGAGUACGAGAACAAGUUGACGGUGAAGAUGUUUCUGUUCCAGUUCGUCAACUACUACUCUUCCUGUUUCUACGUGGCCUUCUUCAAGGGGAAGUUCGUCGGCCAUCCCGGAGACUACAUCUACAUGUUCGGCUGGAGCAAGCUGAGGAACGAGGAGUGUGACCCAGGUGGCUGUCUGAUUGAGCUGACCACCCAGCUGGUCAUAGUGAUGUCUGGGAAACAGGUGUGGGGUAACGUCCAGGAGGCUUUGGUCCCGUGGGUAAUGAACCGGUGGGGGAGCCGUAAAGCCCGCAGCCACCCAGAGAGCCGCUACAGCCGCUGGGAGCAGGACCACGACCUGCAGAACUUUGGACAUCUGGGACUCUUCUAUGAGUACCUGGAGAUGGUGAUCCAGUUUGGUUUCAUCACUCUGUUCGUGGCCUCCUUCCCUCUGGCCCCUCUGCUGGCGCUGUUGAACAACAUUAUAGAAGUUAGAGUGGAUGCCUGGAAGUUCACCACCCAGUUCCGCCGGCCCGUAGCAUCUAAGGCCCACAGCAUCGGUGCCUGGCAGGAAAUACUUAACGGGGUGGCCGUCCUGUCGGUCGUCACCAACGCAUUCAUCGUAGCCUUCACAUCAGACAUGAUUCCCCGGCUGGUGUACAUGUACGCCUACAGCAAAGAUCUCUCUAUGAAGGGCUACAUCAGCAACAGCCUGUCAGUGUUCAACAUCUCUGGGUUCUCUGAGGAGAACCGGCCUGAAGACGGAGAGAGCCCUGCAUGGUUCAACAGCUCUGUCAUCACCACCUGCAGGUACCGUGACUACCGCUACCCAUCGGGCCAUGAGAAGGAGUACUCUCACACCAUGCAGUUCUGGCACAUCCUGGCUGCCAAGCUGGCCUUCAUCAUUAUCAUGGAGCACGUCGCGUUUAUGGUGAAGUUCUUUGUGGCGUGGAUGAUUCCUGACGUUCCCUCCGAGGUGAAGGCCAGGAUUAAACGAGAACGCUACCUCAUCCAGGAGUACCUGCACAACUACGAGGUGGAGAAGCUGAAGAUCCAGCUCAGCCACAGAAACGAUGACUGCUGCUGCACCCCUAUGGUCUACCCCGACAUAUCCCGGCACGUAGUGCUGUCCGAGUGUCUCUAGCACCCGUCCUCGCCCUCCGCCCACUCAUUUGAUUUUGGCUCGUGUUCAUUAGGUCACACCACGGAAAACGUUUUAAAAUGUUUUUCAACAGGAAAUUUAAAUUAGCUUUUUUUUUUCUUUUUUUUUUUCAUUGGACAAAUCCAGGUAGAGUUACUCCCUGUUUGAAUCUGUUUUGUUCCGUUUGGUGCCUGAUGAACAGGACCCUGUUUCUGGUUGGGCUGGGGCCUGGGCUGGUCUUAAGGAGAUUCUCUGUAAAACUACCCUGAGAGGUGGGCGAUCUGUAAUACAAAGGGCUCAGUCUGCUGGUGGAGUGGAGAGAAAUCCUCACAGAAAUAGAGUACCAAAUACAAUCCAUCAUCAUCAUCAUCAUCAUCAUCAUCAUCAAAUACAAGAAGAUACUACAUUUAGUAUGUCUUUAGGUCCGUCUAUGUAUGGUCUAUGGAUUUCAGAUCUUCUCUUCAAUCAACCACCCGCCCACACUACAACACUACAUCUAUACUAACAGCAUGGGGGAAGCAGGGAAACAUGGCUGCUGCUAGUAAUCAUACUCUUACAGUAUGUCCAUUUCAUCUCUCUUUCUCUCUCUUUCUCGCUCUCUCUCGCUCUCUCUCGCUCUCUCUCGCUCUCUCUCGCUCUCUCUCGCUCUCUCUCGCUCUCUCUCGCUCUCUCUCGCU